GGUGGCGCUGCCAAUUCUGCGACGUAACAGCAUCUUCCGGGUCGGACCUUCUUUACACCGUUUCGCUUCCUUAGCAGUCCUUCCGGCUUGACCGCCAUCACAGACAGCAGACAUGGCUAUUCGCUACCCUAUGGCCGUUGGCCUGAAGAAAGGCCACCCAGUUACCAAAAACGUAACUGCCCCCAAACACAGCCGCCGACGUGGGCGUCUGACCAAACACAGCAAGUUUGUUCGUGACAUGAUCCGCGAGGUGUGUGGUUUUGCUCCAUACGAGAGGCGAGCCAUGGAGUUGCUGAAAGUGUCCAAGGAUAAGAGAGCUCUCAAGUUCAUCAAGAAGAGGAUUGGUACUCACAUUCGCGCCAAGAGAAAGCGAGAAGAACUGAGCCUCGUGCUGGCCGCCAUGAGAAAGGCUGCUGCCAAGAAGGACUAAAGUGUCUCUUAAUAAAAGUUGCUAUUGUAUAAAAUCCAAA
This is a messenger RNA of Cynoglossus semilaevis (tongue sole), 470 nucleotides long. RefSeq names its product ribosomal protein L36 (gene rpl36). Gene Ontology annotation, biological process: translation. Gene Ontology annotation, cellular component: ribosome. Bases 113 to 430 code for a protein of 105 amino acids. NCBI's taxonomy places the organism in Eukaryota, Metazoa, Chordata, Actinopteri, Pleuronectiformes, Cynoglossidae. The transcript is spliced from 4 exons. Gene Ontology annotation, molecular function: structural constituent of ribosome. The record is from RefSeq and is a predicted model, not a curated record.